ACCUGACUUUUGCGGUUUUGUGGUAUCUUCCAUUGAUUCAGUACUCUAGCUUAGUAAUGGAUAGUAAUUCCGUAUUUUCCGUUCAAGUUUGUGAGAAAGAAUGCAGAGAAAUACAUGAAUAUGCAUCCUCAAGAAGGUUAAAUGAUUUGGUUCCAUCCUUGGUUCGACGAAAUCGAUAUGAACGAAAACAGAUAAGAGAAACUUACUUAGUCAUGUAUGGAGAAGACUUAAUCAAUCAUCUUCAAAAGACACAAUCCAACCACACUAAUCAGAAAUACAGUCUUCUGUCUCUGUGGAUGCUGGAACCACACGAGCGUGACGCUGUCAUGGCGAGGAAUGCAUUGGAAGAUGGUGACAUAAAUUACAAGGCUCUUAUCGAAAUAUAUACAGGACGAAAAUCAAGUCAAAUUCUCCUUAUUAAUCAAGCUUAUCAGCAUAAGUUUAAAAGGCAAUUAGAUCAAGAUAUAAUCAGCUUCGAAAUGUCUCAUCCCUUUCAAAGAAUCUUAGUGGCAUUGGCGACAUCGCACAAGUCACACAACGUCGACGUAAGUCAACAUAUCGCAAAAUGUGACGCGAAAAGACUAUAUGAAACAGGAGAAGGCAAGGGAGGAAGUGGAGGAGGAGGAAUUGAAGAGUCAGUUGUUCUGGAGAUGUUCAGUAAACGAAGCAUUCAACAACUUAGGCAAACUUUCUCUACUUAUAAGCACAUCUAUGGACACGAAUACAGUAAGUCGAUCAAAAAGGACGUUUAUGGUGACUUUGAGGAUGCCCUUGGAAUUGUUGUGAAGUGCAUAUACACUCCAGCUAAAUAUUAUGCAAAGAUACUGCACAGCUGCAUUAAGGGCACGACCACGGACAAAGGAGCGUUGGGACGUGUGAUUGUAAGCAGAGCUGAAAUAGACAUGGACGAAAUUCAAAGGGUGUUUGAGAACAAAUACGGAAUAGAACUCAAAGAUGCAAUAUUAUGCGAGAAUAUGAUGAUAAUGGACAAGCCUCAAAGAGACUUCAUUGUUGCCCUGGCAAACAUUCAUUACCCUUCGUAAACAUUUGCACAUCUUAAUGCCAGGGAACCAUAAUACUAUUAUAUUUAGCCGUUUGUUUACUUAUUAUGUACUCAUAUUUUCUCCGAAACAAGCAAAUAAAGCAAAAAAAAAUAUCUUAAUCUCAACUACUAUAAUUUAACUAAUUGUCAUACUUAAUGGUCAAUCAUGAAUGGGGUUUGCCUUUAGAUUGUACAGCUAGGAGGAGGCUCACUAGUGCUUCAAAAUCUAUAAACAGUCGAGUCCAUACUUUAGAGUAGAUAUGAAACAAAGAACCUCUUCUUUCACCCAUCAACAAGAAACGUUGAAACCAACCGCCAAAACAAGACUAAAAACUAGCCAUCAUCAAAAGACAUAAAGAUUGGAAUCAUUUUCGUCAGAAGUUUUCUCAUCUUACUUCUAAAUGAGUUUAUCAUUUAUAUAAAACCCAUACGAAGAUUUCAAUUUCAACAAUUCACCUAUAGUACUACCUAUUGCUAAAGAGGAAAAGAAGAAGAAAAUCACGUCUCAAGAUUUGAAGAAAACCAGGAUCAUUUAGGGAAAUAUAAAACCAGGGGUUGCACGGAUGGAUACAAGGCCUAGAACUAGAGCUCGUCGGUCUUAUGCGGAUUUCGAACCUUCUUCGGAACUAGUAGAGGAAAAGGGUUCAGAGACUCUCCUCAUUGAACUUACAGGAUUUACUAAGGAACAAGCAAGGGUGCAACUCGAGCCGACAGGUAACCUAAAGGUAAGCGGAGAAAGACCACUUGGAGAUAACAAAUGGAGUCGUUUCGAGAAACAUUUUCAAGUUUCAUCAGAUUGCAACACAGAUGAAAUCUCUGCUACGUUUGAGGAUGGAGUUCUUUUCAUUAUUAUGCCCAAGUUUAUAAAUAACACUAAUCAAUCAUCUGGAAUGUACGAACCAAAUCAUGAUCGACCGAUAUCACAAGAAAAACAUUCAGCAGGGAUGGAAGUUGAUCAGAGAACUAGGCAACGUUCAUCAUUGAAGAAUCAAGAAGAGAAAAACAUGACAGGGCCGAAAUUCCCACAAAGAAAAGCAACAUUCUCAUCGACAUUAGAAACUCCACUGGGUCCAUUUGGAUACUCGAAACAGUCAAAGCUUGGUGAUGAAAAGAUAAAGCAUGGAUCAAAGUUGAAUACCAUAACUCGUCGUGCAGGUAGCUUGAUCCAAGACUGUAAGCAUACAUCUCUUGGGUCCAUGGUUGUGGUAGCCAUUCUAGUAGCAUUUGGGAUUUCUAUAAAAUAUGCACGCAGUUAGAAGGGAAAUAAAUUUGUAUGUCCAUAUUUAAUUGUCGGGGUAUUGUUAAUACCUAAUACCAAAAGAAAAUGUACAUCUAAAUUAUGUUUCCUAUACUCUUGUAAACUGCUAUCAUAAAUCUAUUCCAUGAAUAAUUUUUUUUUGCUCA
Messenger RNA from Papaver somniferum (opium poppy), 2446 nucleotides. RefSeq names its product annexin D8-like. Gene Ontology annotation, molecular function: calcium ion binding; calcium-dependent phospholipid binding. Gene Ontology annotation, cellular component: cytoplasm. The transcript is spliced from 6 exons. Lineage: Eukaryota; Viridiplantae; Streptophyta; Magnoliopsida; Ranunculales; Papaveraceae. The record is from RefSeq and is a predicted model, not a curated record. The coding region runs from base 57 to 1043 and encodes 328 amino acids.